AAAACAGCUCAGAAAUAGAGGCCAGUUUGCACAGUGAGGAGUGAGAAGAUAACGGCUCCUAUGAUACACGUUUCUAAAUUCAUUAUGAAGAACCUCCACACCUUCAUCCUCUGCUUCAUCACAGUGAGGACUUUGGCCACUAAAACGGUGACUGCAUACACAGGGGGAGGAAUCAUCCUGAAGUGCAGGUAUGAAGAUAAACUCAAACACAAAACAAAAUCCUUCUGUAAGAUGGAAACAGAGCAGAGUUGUAUGGAUCAAAUAAAAACAGAAGCACACAAGGAAUGGACCCAUAAGGACAGGUUCUCAAUACAAGACACCAGAAGAGCAGAAUACUUUAGCGUGAUGAUCAGAGAGCUGACUGUGGAGGACACUGGAACAUACAGAUGUGUUCUCAACUCUGAUGAAACAUCCAUCUACACUGUGAUAAGGCUGAAUGUCAUUGAAGACCUCUCCUAUGACAGAGCCAUCAGUAAGACUGUCCUUGUAGGAGGAGAUAUGACCAUCCGCUGUAGAUACCCAAACUCCUACAGGAGUGAGCCCAAGUUUUUCUGCAGGAUGCUGCAGAAUGGAGUUUGUACUUAUAAAACAUCUCUUAAAAAAGGCAGAAAUGCUGUAGAAGAGGGGAAAAUCUCUCAGCAUGAUGACCAAGCAAAGCAAGUGUUCACUGUGAGCAUAAAGCACAUGAGCAAGCGGGACUCGGGUAAAUACUGGUGUGGAGUUGAAGCAGCUGAGGAAUCUGAACCUGGAUACAAGGUCUACAUCACACACAUCGAUGUGAUGGUCACCGAGCCACAUCUUACUGCUUCACAGCGACCUUCAUCCUUGUUAUCAACAAGCACAUAUUUACUUCCCAAAAAUUCAAACAAAACUUCAACAACUCAUCCUUCACCAACUUCUCUUCUGACCGGUUUCAUCAGCGUAUCUGUAAUCCUGGCAGUGCUUCUGGUUUUUCUCAUCUCAUUCCUCACUUUGACUUCUGUCAGAAGUACGUCACCUAUUCUCCCAGUUCCAAGAACCAUCCAUGAGGUUCCCUCUGCUGGCACCAGACGCAUUUCUAACCAACUUUUCUCCACUGUUCAAUUACCCACAAUCCCUAUUGAUUCUUCACAUGCUGUCUAUGCAAACACUCAGGGUUGGUGAAAGUCCAACAUAUUCAGCAGUGGGUUUUCAGCUCUAAAGAAGCAACUCCAACAGCCAUCUACAAGACCGAGUGUGAACAUGCUGCUGUUAAUGUCACAGAGUUUAGAUAAUUCAUUCAUCGUGUGUGUUUAAUCUAGUUGAGGUGUUAUUACAGCUACUGCAUCUUUGCAUUUGAGCUUGAUGUGUAAGACUUUAAUAAAAUCAUUUUGUAUGAGUUACAUACAAACAGUCUUCUUCCCUGAAAUAAAAAAAUCAUGUGAAAAUCAUGAAAUCACAUGGCCCACAUGUGAAACACCUACUGUGUGAAGAUGUGUGAUGUAUAUACUUCCUGUGAAAAAUGUUUGAAAAUUAUAGCAUUUAAGAUCCAUGUUUGUUGUCACAAAUGAAAACUUACUUUUACAUUUCCUAAUUUUGGUAAAUAAAAGAAGACCUCCUGUAAGUUUUACAGGUUAUUGGAAUCCUCCAUUUUGGGUCAACAAUAUCUUAACUAAACGCAUUAAAGUAAAAUAUUCUGAUGUGGUUUAUUGAAACUGUUCAAAAUUAUUCUCCAUCUAGCCACUGUCCUGUAUUUGUACAUGUGAAUGCAUUGUGUGCCUUCAGGGCAUCUGUAGUUGCAUGGAUAUUGGGGGUAUGUGCAUGAUAAAAAUAAAGGAGUUACGCUG
Molecule: messenger RNA, 1805 nt
Organism: Hemibagrus wyckioides
Lineage: Eukaryota; Metazoa; Chordata; Actinopteri; Siluriformes; Bagridae
Product: polymeric immunoglobulin receptor-like
Exons: 7
Coding region: 61-1143 (360 amino acids)
Cellular component (GO): plasma membrane
Molecular function (GO): transmembrane signaling receptor activity
Source: RefSeq, a predicted model, not a curated record